This is a messenger RNA of Danaus plexippus (monarch butterfly), 920 nucleotides long. RefSeq lists its product as uncharacterized. The transcript is spliced from 2 exons. NCBI's taxonomy places the organism in Eukaryota, Metazoa, Arthropoda, Insecta, Lepidoptera, Nymphalidae. The coding region runs from base 4 to 816 and encodes 270 amino acids. The record is from RefSeq and is a predicted model, not a curated record.
GCAAUGUCGUGGCUUAUCGUAGUAAUUUUGUUCACUACUAGCAGUAGUGUUUCUAGAAUUCGAACAGAGGAAAUUAGAGAUAAGACUGAAGAUGAGACACCAGUACAAAAAGGGGAGGAAGUGAUUAAAGUCUUAUCUGUACAAAGAAAUAGCCAUUUUAACACGAAUUUAAAUGACAAGAACAUGUAUGAAACAGUUGAAAAGAUGGAGAACAACACUUAUAUAUUAGGUUCUAGUCGUCAGUCAUCAAGUACCCAAACACGAACUGCUACGGUAUUUGGCGAUCCUAGACAUGAAAGGGUCUCCUAUGUCAUAUCAAAUUAUUCCAAUUUUCAAGGACAACCAAAUCAAAAGCAGAUAAUCACCAAAGAACCGGAGAGCGUAUGGAGUUCAAAUACUUUUCUUACUGGCAAUAACUUUGACAGUGCUGCUAAUAGGAACAUACGUUAUGGAUACACAGAGGAGAGCAAUCAAGUAUAUAAAUUACAAAGCGGUAAUAACCAGACCCAACCGACUAAUAUAGGACUAAAAGUGGUAUCUAUGUUGACAAAUAGCAAUUCUCAAGCCAGCGGAGGUAUGGAAAUGAAUGCAGAUUCGCGUAGGAUUUACGAAAGUAAUGUAUACAAUUUCGGAAAGGGAUCAGUAACUGGAAAUUAUACAAAAAAUGCUAAAGAAAUAAACACACUAAAUAUUGAGAAAAAUUCAUCAAAUACAAAGAAAUUCAACGAACCUAACCGACAAACGUGCUUAUCGUCUAAUUCUUUUUACACAUUUUUAUUUUUUUUCUUUAUAUUACUUAAAUAUUAUGCGUACUAAAAAUGUAUAUUUUUACUAAAUAUCAUAUAUUUUUUUUUUAUAUUUUUAGCAAACUUAGUGUUUUUAUCUCUUCCGAGUUAUCAGAAGAAUAAAUGGUUUGAGGA